This is a messenger RNA of Melanaphis sacchari, 1370 nucleotides long. RefSeq lists its product as uncharacterized. The transcript has 4 exons. The coding region runs from base 283 to 1287 and encodes 334 amino acids. The record is from RefSeq and is a predicted model, not a curated record. Lineage: Eukaryota; Metazoa; Arthropoda; Insecta; Hemiptera; Aphididae.
UAACACAGAAACAGAACUAAUAAAAAAAAAUCAAACUGAUCACUGAACUUGCAAUAUUUUAGAUUUCUUUAAAGUCUUAAAUCAUCACUUACCACAAUGAAAAUAUCAGUAAUAGAAAACUUCAAGUCUAAUUCGUUUAAUUAACUACUUGAAAAUAUCGUUUAUUGUAAAUAGUCGCCUUUCAGUAGGUAUUAAGCUGACAACAAAUUUUCUUAUAAACCUGCCAAAAUAAUUUGUUGGUACGAAUUCCUACUAUUGAAUAUAUAUUUGUAGUGAAUUGAAAUGGAAAUAUCAAGUACUGAGCUAAAAUGUUCCUCAUGUGAAACCAUAGUUAAUGAUUAUAGUCCAGAGUUUAUUGAACAAAUGAAGACAAAUUAUGGUGACUACAAAGAUUUUCAAGAAUUUUUAAAAAACUUCAAAAAAGAUCCUGAUUUAGUUCGUGACCAGUGUGUAAGAUGUCGAUCCUUAAAAUGGCAAAAUAUGAAAUAUAAAAAUCAUAAUCAAAUGAGAUCACAUGCCCAGACUGCUGGUGCUUCUAGAAAUAUCUUGACUAAAUUUCAGAUCAUUUUAGUAACAGUAUUCUUAGUGUUAGGAAUCCUUUUACCAAACUUUUUAAAUACGAACAUUUCUAACACUAAUGGUUUGAGUGAAGAUAAAUUGAAGUCUACACUGUUAUUAUUAAAGAGUCAAUUUCCAUCAUUGCAGCGGAGCAUAUUAAACAAAUUAAGUGGUGCUUUUUCGCGGCUUCAAAAGCCAGGUGAACCAAUUGUUUUCAUGCUUUUACAUGAUGACACAAACAAAAAGACUACUGACUGUUUAGCAUCGUAUGCAAGUUUUUCAGCAAAAAAAUAUCUAUUCACUAAUUCCCAAAAAAGUUUAUGGAUGAACGGGUCAGAAUGGAAUAGUUAUUCAGACUUCAAUCAUCAAGACUUGCUGUACGAAAAGUUAAAUAAGCCACUUGAGGAAAACAAUGUGCUGGUAGUGGAGAACUUGCAAGAUUUACCAUGGCCGUUGGCCCAGACAUUGCAUCCUUUAUGUGAUACCAUAAAUCCAAAAAUUGCAAAGGCCAUGUAUUUGCUGGAACUUAGAGUAAAGGAUGAUCUAAAACAGCUGUCUGAGGGUGAUAAAAUAAAAGUGGCUGAGCGGGCCAUGAACAUGGUGUGGGAGGACGCGCCAAACGAGUUCAGGGCACCACUGAUCGCCCGGCUCACAUCGUAUGUGGACGCAGUACUGUGGGAAUCAGACCAGCCAUGUCAUAGAGAAUCUUUCAUCAAGAUAUCACCCUAAACAUAAUAUCUUCCAUAACUCAUCUGCAAAAUCCAUUAUUAGCUGAUCAGUGUUCUACUUUUCUGCUGAAUUAAAUUUGAUUG